CAAGAGAGGCGGAGGACGUUUUCCUUAUCUCACUGACUUAGAUCGCAUUAUUUAGGCCUAUGACUGAUUUUUUACUAACAUGAGUCUCAAGUCAAACGCCCAGGUUGGACUGGACUUCUUUGAGUUUUUGAAGGAGACAAAUCGCGCAUCCAUUACUGACAAAUCUCAACUUAAAGACAUCUACAACUCUGAGUUCAGGAAUAGGACUGCAGAACUCAAAGAUCCAAACUUUAGUCGACUCCUUUAUGCUCUGAAAGUGUCCCAUAAAGUAACAGUCUACCGUGGAAAUGUCCGCUUCCAGGCAAAGGUUAAAGCGAUGUAUCAGGACCAGUGGCUCACACGCAGGGGCCAGCAGCCAAACCCAGACCAACAAAAUGGGUUUGCUCCUGGGCCAGCACAGGACCUCAUUCCCCCUGAUGGAGCAGAGGCAGGGGUUCGAGCCCGAAGGAAACUGGCCAGUCGCCUCAUGACCCGACUCAAGGUGGAAAAGGCUCAGUUCAUCUCUGAUAAAAAUGGUAUCAGUAUCACCUCGGACUGUGAGUUUGAGAACGGGAAAGUUUGCCUGUGUGUGGAAAACGUGGAAGAGCACAUGGUAUACCUGAAUGUGAAGAACACUGGAACAAAGAUGGUGUAUUUUACCCAUUACACCGCUCUACACUGGCUCAAAUAUUUUACACUGAAGGAUGAAGAAAAAGUGACCCCAGCAAACCCUCUUGCACUACCACCAGGUGCUACCUAUCAAAUCCUGGUUCACUUCCGAUCGUCCUUGGUUGGUUUCUAUCCGGCUACACUGGCCUUUGAGUUCAAACCAGACCUGUCUGCGUCCAACGCCUUCUACAUUGUGCGCUUCAUUGAGGCCAGAUGUGUUACGUCAUUGGGAAUGGAGCUGGCUCCCACAAGCCCCUACAGACCUCAGCGCAUUUCUGCCCAGCCUCCUGAACCAUUUUGCACCAUUGUGGAUGGUCAGCCACCUGAAGGCAUGUCCGUGAUGCGCCUUAAAAUGGAGGUUGAGCUCAAACAGUAUCGGAUGCCAUCCUAUAUGAACCAGCUCCUCAAGGCACUGAAGCAUCCUUCCCUCGCCAUCCCCAGUGCAAGUCUUUGCAAAAAGAUCUUGCUGGAGAGUCCGUUGAGCAUGGAGAACUACUCCGAGAAGUUCCAGCUGCUGCUGUAUCUGGAGGAGCUUCAGAUGGACGUGGACAUCAAGAGAUACAAUAUCCCCAACAGUGAGAAAGACUAUGCCUCCAUGUUCAAGGACCACGUCAACAAGAAGCUUCUUGUCCUGGAGCUGCCUGGUGUGUCUGAGAACCGUCCCUCUGUGCUACGAGGAGAUAAGCUGCUGGUGAAACCUAAAGGAGAAGAAGGGGUGAAGUACCUUGGUUAUGUCCAUGCUGUGCAGCUGGACUUGGUCAAACUGGGCUUCAGCUCAAAGCUGCUGGACCGUUUUGUGGAGGGCAUGCAGUUCAGUGUGGAGUUCACUGUCAACCGUCUGGUCAUGCGUAUCCAGCACAGAGCAGCAGAGCUGGCCUCCACGCUCAGACUGGGAGAGGUGCUGUUCCCUGACAGGGCUACCCUCUCCUACCAGCAACCAGAGCUACCCAGGCUCAGUCUGUUUGACAGAAAGCUGGAGAGGAACCCAGAGCAGUAUAAGGCUGUACAACACAUUGUGGCCGGCUCCUCCAAACCUGCUCCUUAUCUGGUGUUUGGCCCACCUGGCACAGGCAAAACGGUGACUCUGGUGGAGGCCAUCAAGCAGAUUGAGAAGACCCAGGCCUCCUGCCACAUCCUGGCCUGCGCUCCCUCCAACAGCGCCGCUGAUCUGCUCUGUAAGAAGAUUCUGGAGCAUGUGGAGGAACGCAAGGUGUUUCGCAUGUACGCCAGCAGCCGGGAACCUAAAUUUGUUCCUGACGAGCUCAAGGCAUGCUCUAACCUGGAAGGGGAAAUUUACAAGUAUCCUGCUAAAGAGGAGCUAAUGAAUUAUAAGAUCAUGGUCACCACCCUGUUAACUGCUGGCAGGCUGGUUACAGGAAACAUUCCUGCAGGGCAUUUCACUCACAUUUUCGUGGACGAGGCCGGACACGCCAUCGAGACUGAAUGCUUGGUACCCUUGGCAGGGCUUCUCCAGGCAGAGUCUGGUCAGGUAGUUUUGGCUGGAGACCCCAAGCAGCUGGGACCCAUUCUGAGAUCCCCCUUUGCGCUCCAAUACGGCAUGGGUGUGUCCAUGUUGGAGCGUCUGAUGAGCAAUUUCUCUCUGUACCAGAAGGAAGAAGAGGUGUUCGACAACCGCUUUGUCACCAAACUGCUGCAGAACUACAGGUCCCAUCCUGCCAUCCUGAAGAUUCCCAACGAGCUCUUCUACGAUGGAGAGCUCCAAGUUUGCGCUGAUGAAAUCAUCCGCAACUCCUAUUGCAGAUGGGAGUACCUGCCUAAGAGGGACUUCCCAGUGAUUUUCCAUGGGGUGACGGGUCUUGACGAGCGUGAGAAAACCAGUCCCUCGUUCUUCAAUGUAGCCGAGGUGGAGGUGCUGAUGGACUACCUGAAGAAGCUGCUGCAGACACAGGGCAAGAAGGGUCUGGCCACCAUCUCACCCAGUGACAUUGGCAUCAUUGCCCCCUACAGGAAACAGGUGCAGAAAAUUCGUCAGGCCCUGAAUAAAAUGGAGAAAGAUCUCAAAAUGAAGAAUCUGAAAUAUCUUAAGGUUGGCUCAGUAGAGGAGUUCCAAGGUCAGGAGAGGAGAGUGAUUAUGGUGUCUACAGUUCGGAGCAGCCAACAUUAUACCGACUUCGACCAGCACUUCAAGCUUGGCUUUGUCAAGAAUGAGAAGAGGUUCAAUGUGGCUGUGACUCGAGCCAAAGCCCUGCUGAUUGUGGUGGGAAACCCCGUGGUGCUGGCUGCAGAUGAUGUCUGGGCUCGGUUCAUCCAGUACUGUAAAGAUGAAGGAGGCUACACUGGUUUCUCCCACACUGAGGAAGAGGAGUUAGUGGUGGCCAGACUUGCUUCCAUGUUCAUCAGCAUUGAGGCUCAAGUGGAGACUGAGGAGAGUGUAAUUCAGCAGCAUCUGGACCCAGAGUGGAGAAAUGACCUGUGAGAGAACUGGAGGCUUCAAGCAAUUGUCCAUAGCACUUUAAAGGAUGAAUUUUGCUUUUUGAUUGAUAAUGUUAUAGCAAAUAAGCAUUAAGUGAUGGAACAAGACCAAAGAGGACAGCCAGAUGAUUCAUGUUGAGAGAAGAAAAGAUUGUCUUGAUCUACCUCUGCACUGUGCUGCAUUGACACCACUCAUCAACAGCAAUUAUUUUGACUUCAAAUGACCAUGAAAUCAGCAAUCAUCUUCCAUAAUCCAGUUGAAACUAAUUUUGGAAAUGAACAGGCAAGACAUAAAUAUUGAUUGUUGGCAUGAAUUUUAAUUUGUUCCUUAAAAAUAAGUUUUACCCAUCAGCAAGUGCAAUGGUUUAUGUCGCUAGACUAGCUCUUAUCCUCUAUUAGAAAAGUUUUGGCUCCAUGGAGAAGCAUUAUUCAGUCAUCAUCUGCAUUAGCCCUGAUCUGGUUAUUCAUUAAACCUGCAACAUGCACCAUAAAAUCCUUUGGACUGAUGACUACUCUAGCAUAACUGUCAGAUCAAAUAAAUAUUGUUAUUUUUCAGUACAUAAAAUAAUUAUAAUUAUUUCUCAAUAAAGAAACAUGAGCAUUC
Molecule: messenger RNA, 3685 nt
Organism: Myripristis murdjan (pinecone soldierfish)
Lineage: Eukaryota; Metazoa; Chordata; Actinopteri; Holocentriformes; Holocentridae
Product: putative helicase mov-10-B.1
Exons: 23
Coding region: 80-3085 (1001 amino acids)
Molecular function (GO): 5'-3' RNA helicase activity; RNA binding
Source: RefSeq, a predicted model, not a curated record